AUGGGCAGCCGAGACCACCUCUUCAAAGUGCUGGUGGUGGGGGACGCCGCGGUGGGCAAGACAUCGCUGGUGCAGAGAUACUCUCAGGACAGCUUCAGCAAACACUACAAGUCUACGGUGGGAGUGGAUUUUGCUCUGAAGGUUCUCCAGUGGUCUGACUCAGAGAUGGUGCGACUCCAGCUAUGGGAUAUUGCAGGACAGGAGCGUUUCACCUCCAUGACCCGGCUGUACUACCGAGAUGCCUCUGCUUGUGUUAUUAUGUUUGAUGUUACCAAUGCCACCACAUUUAGCAACAGCCAGAGAUGGAAACAGGACCUGGACAGCAAGCUCACCCUGCCCAGUGGAGACCCUGUACCCUGCCUGCUCUUGGCCAACAAGUGCGAUCUUUCCCCUUGGGCAAUGAGCCGGGACCAGAUUGACCGGUUCAGUAAAGAGAAUGGUUUCACGGGUUGGACAGAAACAUCAGUCAAGGAGAACAAAAACAUAAAUGAGGCUAUGAGAGUCCUACUUGAAAAGAUGAUGAGCAAUUCCAGAGAAGAUGUAUCAUUGUCCACACAAGGGGACUAUAUCAAUCUACAAGCCAAGUCUUCCUCCAGCUGGACCUGCUGCUAA
Molecule: messenger RNA, 612 nt
Organism: Elephantulus edwardii (Cape elephant shrew)
Lineage: Eukaryota; Metazoa; Chordata; Mammalia; Macroscelidea; Macroscelididae
Gene: RAB29
Product: RAB7, member RAS oncogene family-like 1
Exons: 5
Coding region: 1-612 (203 amino acids)
Biological process (GO): vesicle-mediated transport
Cellular component (GO): trans-Golgi network; Golgi apparatus; vesicle
Molecular function (GO): GTPase activity; GTP binding
Source: RefSeq, a predicted model, not a curated record